This is a messenger RNA of Pan troglodytes (chimpanzee), 443 nucleotides long. RefSeq names its product submaxillary gland androgen regulated protein 3A (gene SMR3A). The coding region runs from base 1 to 432 and encodes 143 amino acids. Gene Ontology annotation, biological process: regulation of sensory perception of pain. The record is from RefSeq and is a predicted model, not a curated record. NCBI's taxonomy places the organism in Eukaryota, Metazoa, Chordata, Mammalia, Primates, Hominidae. The transcript is spliced from 3 exons. Gene Ontology annotation, molecular function: endopeptidase inhibitor activity.
AUGCGGAAAAAGACUGCCAAAUUGGAUGAAAUCACUGACUGGAUCUUGGGCCUUUGGGCUCUUGCAGCGUGUUUCACACCUGGUGAGAGUCAAAGAGGCCCCAGGGGACCAUAUCCACCUGGACCACUGGCUCCUCCUCCUCCUCCACCACCUUUUCCUUUUGGAACAGGAUUUGUUCCACCACCCCAUCCUCCACCCUAUGGUCCAGGGAGAUUUCUACCACCCCUUUCUCCACCCUAUGGUCCAGGGAGAAUCCCACCAACCCCUCCUCCACCCUAUGGUCCAGGGAGAAUUCAAUCACACCCUCUUCCUCCUCCUUAUGGCCCAGGUUAUCCACAGCCACCUUCCCAACCAAGACCCUAUCCACCUGGACCUCCAUUUUUCCCUGUAAAUUCUCCAACUGAUCCUGCCCUCCCUACUCCUGCACCCUAAAUACAGACAAC